Molecule: messenger RNA, 357 nt
Organism: Orbilia oligospora ATCC 24927
Lineage: Eukaryota; Fungi; Ascomycota; Orbiliomycetes; Orbiliales; Orbiliaceae
Exons: 1
Coding region: 1-357 (118 amino acids)
Source: RefSeq, a predicted model, not a curated record
AUGCAAAUCAAAGCUGUCAUUCUCGCUCUCCUCACCAGCAGCCCAAUCGCUGUCUUCGCCGCCAACUGUUUGGGAACCCCUGGCCUUCCCGGUGGUCAAUGCGUCAAGUUCUGGACUGGAGCAACCGGUUGUACCGGUACCUUCCUUAGCUACAAACCCGAUUGCAGCGGUGCCUGUUUCAAAUAUGACAGUUUCACUGGUAUCAAAGCUAGUGGUGAUGGACACUUUGGAACCAACUGCGCUAUCUUCUCCGAUGUCAAUUGCCAGAACCAAAUCGCGUCCACUGGCAACAAUGCGGUUCAGCCACAAUGCUUCAAAAAGGUCGGAAAGUCUAUGAAAUGCUAUUUUGCUUGUUAG